GUAUAGUCAGCGCCAUUUUGACCGAAACAAAAAUCCUGCGUCGGAUAAAACCGGCGUUAAAACAAUUUAUAUUACUUGCUUCCCCGCUGAUCUGGCCAAGGAGCUGAUAGUGAAAGUAGCGUACCAUGAAUUGGUUGAGUACUGUUUUAGUUGGAUUAGUUUUUACGUUUUUAGCAUCGAUCCCAGUUGAAUGUACUGAGUUGACUUUUGAGUUGGAAGACAACGCUAGACAAUGUUUCUAUGAGGACAUCAAAAAAGAUACCAAAGGAACGCUUGAGUUUCAGGUCAUAAGUGGUGGAAACUAUGAUGUAGAUGUAGUUCUUUAUGAUGAAAAUGGUAACGAAGUUUACAACGUCCAAAAGAAACAGUAUGACAGCCAUUCUUUCACAGCUCAGACUGAUGGAAUUUACAAGUUCUGCUUCAGCAAUGAAUUUUCUACAUUUAGUCACAAGGUGGUUUACUUUGAUUUCCAAGCUGGAGAUGAAAUGCCUUUAACUAAAGACAUGGGAGCACAUCAAACAGCACUCACACAGAUGGAGACAGCAUGUGUAACCAUACACGAAGACCUUAAGAUUGCAACAGACUACCAAACCCACCAUCGUUUACGUGAGUCUCAAGGACGGGACAUGGCUGAGUAUUUAAAUGAAAGGAUACAGUGGUGGUCUGUUGGAGAAGCUUGCCUAAUUCUUUCUGUUGGAAUCUGUCAAGUAGUCAUUUUAAGGCGAUUUUUUGCUGAGAAGAGGUCAACCAUCUAGUUCUUGAAACAUUGCUGCUUGAAGAAAUCAUGCUUCUUUCAGUCUGUACAGAAAAGAUAUUAACUCCAUCAAAUUUAUUAAAAAAAUCAUCUUGAAAAGCUGUUGCCUCAUGAACACAAAAACUGUGAUAGCUGAAGAUGAAGACAUUGAUGUUGUUCUUAUGCUACACAAGUUGAACCAGACCUGAGCCUUUACAAGGGGGCUUUGUUGUUCCUCAUACUGGUGUGCUUUAUAUGUAAUGAAUGAUCAUUAGUA
This is a messenger RNA of Pocillopora verrucosa, 1010 nucleotides long. RefSeq names its product transmembrane emp24 domain-containing protein 7-like. Gene Ontology annotation, cellular component: endoplasmic reticulum; Golgi apparatus; endoplasmic reticulum-Golgi intermediate compartment. Gene Ontology annotation, biological process: Golgi organization; intracellular protein transport; endoplasmic reticulum to Golgi vesicle-mediated transport. The record is from RefSeq and is a predicted model, not a curated record. Lineage: Eukaryota; Metazoa; Cnidaria; Anthozoa; Scleractinia; Pocilloporidae.